Messenger RNA from Schistosoma mattheei, 818 nucleotides. The record is from the annotation of a GenBank genome assembly. Lineage: Eukaryota; Metazoa; Platyhelminthes; Trematoda; Strigeidida; Schistosomatidae.
AUCAAUUAAUUGUAGACCCAUGGGUUGGUGGUUAUAAUUUCGCUUGUACCUAUGUUGAGUAGUAUAUUUCCGCAAUAGUGUCCUCUAUGAUGUACGGUAUUCAAACAAUCCACAGUACCCAGGUACGGCAAAGAGGUGUUGGUCACCUCUAACUCGAAAAGGCCCACAAUCACUAGACAGAGAUAAUCGACGUUGAUCAUUGCUACUAGAUACGGAAUCCUGUGAGUAGUGAGAACCACAAACUGAGACAAUAACUCUACCAUUCUUUGACGCCUCUAUAUGACACCACUUUACGACCCUAAUGAAAUCAUAAAUUACGGGAUUCAAAAGCAAAUUCAAAAGAAAAAUAGGAGAAAACUAGCUAAACUCGAGAAGCAGGGUAUAUUUGUUGGGAGAGACCCAAUAAAAUUGUUGAAAAAAGCUAACAAGAGUUCAAAAUCAGAAACUAACAAUGCAGAUCUGACAUCCGUUGAUAUCAUUCGCAAAAAGUGGAAAAUUGCAUCACUCAGAGCUCAAGGUGUGAAGGUUAAAGAUGACAUGUCACUUUUGAAAAGGGCAGCUGAUAAAGUACAUAAACUCAAACGGAAACGAGCUAAAAACUGGAAGAAGCGUAUAGAGGCUAAUGAAGAAAAGAAACGUGAGAGACAGGUUAAAAGAACUGCCAAUAUUCAAGCAAGAAGAACGAAAAAACUUUCAAAGAAACUAAAUAAAGCUCGUGAAAAAGGGAGAAUUUUCUUCACCUGUGAAUAAACAACUGUAUUUUGUGCUUAUUCUAAAACACUUCAAAACAAUUACUCACUGAUGAGCAUUUUGAAAUU